Molecule: messenger RNA, 210 nt
Organism: Sphaeroforma arctica JP610
Lineage: Eukaryota; Ichthyosporea; Ichthyophonida
Exons: 2
Biological process (GO): transmembrane transport; chloride transport
Cellular component (GO): membrane
Molecular function (GO): voltage-gated chloride channel activity
Source: RefSeq, a predicted model, not a curated record
GUCGUGUUCCCGCUGUUCUCUAUGGGUGCUUAUAUGGGUCGUCUGGCGGGCGAGCUUGUACAGUUGAUGGUGCCUGAUCGUGAAAUCAUGGUGUCUGGGUAUGUGCUGGUGGGAGUCGCGGCUGUGUGCACUGGUGGCACCCAUACGCUGUCGUCCGCUGUCAUCGUGUUUGAGAUCAGUCAGAACAUGACCUAUCUCAUCCCAGUGCUG